GAUUUCCCUGCUCCUUCCUCCGCCUCGGCCAUCCCGGGGUCCCGCUUCCUGCCCGCCCGCUGCCCACCCGGCCCCGGCCCCAUGCCACGCUCCCGCGGGGACAAGGGGACCCCCAAGGACACGGAGCCCCCGCAGAAGGGGAAAGGGGGGCACGAGGCGGGGGAGAAACCCCCCAAAGCCCUCGAGGACGGCGGUCCCCCGGCCUCCAAGAAUUCCGGCUCCGAGUCCCGGCACGGCGGCCACGGGCAGAAAAGUGGGAAGAAGGGUCCCGUGGACCCCCACGCUGCUGCCACCAAGACCUACUCCCCCUUCCUCAACACCGUCUUCGGCAAGGAGCGGGACCUGUCACCGGAGGAGCUGGAUGAGCUGCUGGACGCCUUCAAGGAGUUCGACACGGACCAGGAUGGCUACAUCAGCUACAAAGACCUGGGUGCCUGCAUGCGCACGCUGGGGUACAUGCCCACUGAGAUGGAGCUCAUCGAGAUCUCCCAGCACAUCAAGAUGAGGAUGGGUGGCCGCGUGGACUUUGAAGACUUUGUGCAGAUGAUGGGCCCGAAGCUGCGGGAGGAGACGGCGCACAUGGUGGGCGUGAGGGAGCUCAAGAUCGCCUUCCGCGAGUUCGACAUGAACGGGGACGGGGAGAUCAGCACGGCCGAGAUGCGCGAGGCCAUCGCAGCGCUGCUGGGGGAGCAGCUGAAGGCACAGGAGGUGGACGAGAUCCUGCAGGACGUGGAUCUCAACGGGGACGGGCACGUGGACUUCGAUGAGUUCGUGAUGAUGCUGUCGUCCCGGUAACGGAGCCACCGGGCAGGAGGGGACCCCCGGAUGACCCCUCAGCCCCUCCUCAGCCGCUCCCUGCCCGGCCAGCCGACUCGGGAGCUCUGCCAGCAUCAGGGUUCAGAGGGAACAGGCGGAGCGGAGCACCUGGGAAUGGGGUAGAGACCCCCGACCCCAAAAGCCACCGGGGGGGGUGGCAGGGCCGGGGGAAGCCGGGGGACCCAAUAAACCCCUUUGACCGGG
This is a messenger RNA of Corvus hawaiiensis (hawaiian crow), 1020 nucleotides long. It is a transcript of the gene CABP4, whose product is annotated as calcium binding protein 4. Gene Ontology annotation, molecular function: calcium ion binding. The record is from RefSeq and is a predicted model, not a curated record. The coding region runs from base 82 to 795 and encodes 237 amino acids. Lineage: Eukaryota; Metazoa; Chordata; Aves; Passeriformes; Corvidae. The transcript is spliced from 6 exons.